CUGCUUGACGUGUGUGUCUAGCAGUUAAAGUAACACGAAAUCUGACAGGGGCCCGCGUUUGGCGCUCUGAUCGACACGCGGAGCUCAACAGCUGAUCGGGUAAACACAACCAUUCUUAUCUUUCGCCGGCUCUCGUCUAACAAUCAGGAAAGUGACUUUUUCUCUAGAAAAUCAUGCAAAGGUCCGUGAAAAGCAGAGCAGUUCGACAGGCCAUUAAUUUUUGUCGGUCCCAGCAUAGUAAAGUGGCAAAAGAGAGUGAAACUCCGGCUGAAUGGAAAGGUGUCGUUGGAUUAGAAAUUCACGCCCAAAUCUCGACCAAUUCAAAACUGUUCUCAAGAUCCAGCACUGAAUUUUCCUCGCCUGUCAAUGAAAAUGUCGCCCUGUUUGACGCAGCCACCCCCGGCACCCUGCCUGUGAUUAAUAAAGCUUGCGUGGAAUCUGCACUUCUGACAGCCCUGGCCUUGCAGUGUAAAAUAAAUCCUGCUUCAACCUUUGACCGGAAACACUACUUCUACGCCGACAUGCCUGCCGGCUACCAAAUCACCCAGCAGAGGAAUGCUCUGGCCAACAAUGGAGUGUUAAGGUUCUACGUCACUCCUCCUGAUGGCAAACCGUAUUUGAAGAGCUCCAAACUGAAGCAGCUCCAGCUUGAACAGGACAGUGGAAAAUCUCUGCACGACAUUGAAGGCAGAAAGAUUUUGGUUGACCUCAAUCGAGCCGGAAUCGCAUUGAUGGAACUCGUUUUCGAACCCGAUCUUUCUAAUGGAGAAGAAGCCGCAUCUCUCGUCAAAGAAUUGGCUCUGAUUUUUCGAAAACUGAAAACUUGCUCCUGCAAAAUGGAAGAGGGUGCUCUGCGCGUGGACGCCAAUGUUUCCGUCCAGAAGACAAACUCCACUACCUUGGGUCCGAGAACCGAGAUAAAAAAUAUAAACAGCAUUAGAGGCGUGGCAAACGCAAUAAAUUUUGAAAUACAGAGGCAAAUCGAUGCGAACAAGCGUAAUGAGAGGGUUGUCGUCGAAACCAGGGCGUACGAUGCCCAAAACAAAUCCACGGUGGCCAUGAGAGACAAGGAAGAGAAACAGGAUUACAGGUUUAUGCCAGAACCAAAUUUGCCUCCGCUGAGACUCGCGGAGGGAGAGACUGGGGACAAGAAAAUUGUGUCCAUUGAUACCAUUCUAAAGCGCAUCCCAGAACUGCCUGAGAAAGUUAGAGAAAAGCUCAUGAAAGAGUUCGAUCUGGUGCCCAUUCAAGCCAUCAAUCUAGUUAACGAUGAAUUUCUCCUUGAAUUAUUUUACGAAUUGUGUAACCAAAUUGAAAAGCCUAAUGGAAGGACCGUGUACGGAGUCAUCAUGAUUGACCUGCUCGCAUUACUCAAACAGAAUGGCAUCAGCUAUGACAAAAAUCCGAUCUCAACUGGAAACCUGUUAGAGCUGUAUCAUUUGAAGCAGGAAAGGCUCAUCAGUUCGCAUGUAGUUUCAAAAGUGAUGGACGCUUUGAAUCAAGAUCCAAGCAACUCGGCUCAAAAGAUCGUGGAAGAAAACUCUUGGUUCCUCAUCAAUGACAGAGAGGUGAUUUUGAAAGUGUGCACCGAAGUGGUAGCAGAAAAUCAGAAGAAGGUGAGAGCCGUUCUAAAGGGCAAGAAGAAUUCGUUUGGCUCCUUGAUUUCCGCCGUUGACAAAAAAUUUAAUAACCAAGUGGACAUGCAAAUAGCGCGAUCGAUUAUGGAAGAAUUAAUCGAGAAGGAGAGGAAUAAAUGAAACUUGUUUGGUUUUUAGACAAAA
Molecule: messenger RNA, 1781 nt
Organism: Cloeon dipterum
Lineage: Eukaryota; Metazoa; Arthropoda; Insecta; Ephemeroptera; Baetidae
Gene: GatB
Product: glutamyl-tRNA(Gln) amidotransferase subunit B, mitochondrial
Exons: 10
Coding region: 174-1757 (527 amino acids)
Biological process (GO): mitochondrial translation; glutaminyl-tRNAGln biosynthesis via transamidation
Cellular component (GO): glutamyl-tRNA(Gln) amidotransferase complex; mitochondrion
Molecular function (GO): glutaminyl-tRNA synthase (glutamine-hydrolyzing) activity
Source: RefSeq, a predicted model, not a curated record